AUUGAUUCACUCACUUACCCACACAUGGAGAGAGAGGCCCGCUCAGCUACGAUAGCAGAGCGGGCAGCCGCGCUAACCUUUCUCAAAAAGGAAGGAAUGUACUACUAUCCUGAUAGAUAGAAAAGAGGAUUAAAGCAAAGAUCCUAGGAUGUGCGCGACUUUGGAAUUGCGGAGUGGAAUAGAUAUAUCCUCCCCCACCCACCCCCCUCCCCUUUUUUUCUACUCUUCUCCCAUUGUGACCGUCCGUCAUUCCGGCCCCCCCUCACCUCCGUCGUAACUAUCGUAUCGAUCGAGUAUAACAAUUCAACACCCGGGGAAGGGCGCUCAGCAUGACCUCACCCACAAUUUACGCCCCGGCCACCACCACCACCACUACCACCACUCCCGUUUCUGCUGCCCCCACCACAGCGGUAGUAGACGACCACAACCCGGCAUCACCCCCAAAAGAGCACCUCCUAGAUCCCGCCCUAGACAUUCAAAACCAGCACCACCACUCGCACCUCCACCAUUCCGCUGCUGCAUACGCCGCACACAACCCGGCCUUCGAGCCCUCGUAUGUUAUCGACUGUCACGCCCCCCCGCGAUUCUCGCACGAGCACUCGCACGAUGUGGAGAACCAUGCUGCUGCAUUGGCAGGAGAGCCGGGGAAGGGAGAUGACGCGGUCGAGGGUGGGAGCGUGAGGAGUACUGGCGAGGGGAGUGGGAGGAGACCGGGGAAGGCAGGGGUGUAUUAUAGGAAGUAUAAGCCUUUUGUGCACUUGUUUAUUUUUGCACUGUUCACGGGAUGGUGGAUAGCGUCCCUCGUCCUCCACCGCCACGACAAGAACUGGAUCAUCCCCUUCCUCCUCUGGCUCAGCAUAACUCUGCGCAUCAUAACCUUCUGGUUACCUGCACACCACGUCCUGCGCCCCGCCAAAUUCCUGUGGUCCAAGACCGCAAUUCCGCUCGUCGCCGCGAUCCCCCCGAGGUUCCGCAUAGCGGCCGGAGCAACGCUAGUAAUCUCGGUAUUCCUGCUGGGCUCCUUCAUCAGCGAGGAAUCGCUCAACAACACCCGCGACAACCGUGCGGUAUCCUUAUUUGGCCUACUAGUAUUCAUAGGCGCCCUCACAGCGACCAGCCGCAAUCGGCGGAAAAUCAAAUGGCGCACGGUGCUCGUUGGAAUGCUAAUGCAAUUCAUAAUCGCCCUCUUCGUGCUCCGCACGGGCGCGGGGUUCGACAUCUUCACCUUCGUAUCCGACCUCGCACGCUCGCUCCUCGGCUUCUCGCGCGACGGGACAGCGUUCCUCACGUCUCCCGAUGUGGCGAAGCUACCGUACUUCUUCAUCGGCGUCCUUCCAGCCAUCAUCUUCUUCGUCGCAUUGGUGCAACUCCUCUACUACUGGGGCGUGCUGCAAUGGUUUAUCGGAAAGUUCGCCUCCUUCUUCUUCUGGAGCAUGCAGGUCUCCGGCGCGGAAGCGGUCGUCGCCGCCGCAAGUCCGUUCGUCGGCCAGGGCGAGAGCGCGAUGCUAAUUCGCCCGUUCGUAGCGCACCUCACGCAGGCGGAAAUACACCAGGUCAUGACCAGCGGCUUCGCUACCAUCGCCGGUAGUGUCCUAGUAGCGUACAUUUCCAUGGGUGUGAAUCCCCAGGCACUGAUAUCCUCCUGCGUAAUGAGUAUCCCUGCCUCCCUCGCCGUGUCCAAGCUGCGCUACCCAGAGACGGAAGAAAGUCUCACGGCGGGGAAGGUAGUGAUACCGGAAGACGAAAACUCCUCCGUCAACAGCCUCCACGCGUUCGCGGACGGCGCAUGGCUGGGAUUGAAGAUAGCUGGCAUGGUGAUGACAAUCCUGCUCUGUGUCCUCGCGCUUCUCGGCCUCGUCAACGGGCUGCUAACGUGGUGGGGCCGAUACCUAAACAUCAACGACCCACCACUAACGGUGGAACUAAUCGUGGGUUACAUCUGCUACCCAAUAUCCUUCCUCCUCGGCGUCUCGCGCGAGGGCGAUGACAUAUAUAAAGUUGCCCAACUGAUUGGGACGAAACUGAUCGCAAACGAAUUCGUAGCCUACACCCGCCUCCAAUCAGACCCGGACUUCCAAACCCUCUCCGACCGCUCCCGCCUCAUCGCCGUGUACGCGCUCUGCGGCUUCGCUAAUAUCGGCUCGCUAGGCGGCGCCAUUGGCGUGCUGUCCCAGAUUGCCCCGUCCCGCAGCGGCGACGUCUCACGCCUCGCGAUAAGCGCUUUGAUCGCUGGCGCUAUUUCGACCUUGACGAGUGCUAGUGUUGCGGGUUUGGUGGUUACUAACCAGAGGCAGUUUACCGCGACUCCUGCUGGGCCAUAA
Tuber melanosporum (Perigord truffle) is the source of this 2321-nucleotide messenger RNA. RefSeq lists its product as uncharacterized. Gene Ontology annotation, cellular component: membrane. The transcript has 3 exons. Lineage: Eukaryota; Fungi; Ascomycota; Pezizomycetes; Pezizales; Tuberaceae. The record is from RefSeq and is a predicted model, not a curated record. Gene Ontology annotation, molecular function: symporter activity; nucleoside transmembrane transporter activity. Gene Ontology annotation, biological process: nucleoside transmembrane transport. The coding region runs from base 330 to 2321 and encodes 663 amino acids.